This is a messenger RNA of Cervus elaphus (red deer), 9118 nucleotides long. RefSeq names its product methyl-CpG binding domain protein 5 (gene MBD5). Gene Ontology annotation, cellular component: chromocenter; nucleus. Lineage: Eukaryota; Metazoa; Chordata; Mammalia; Artiodactyla; Cervidae. The coding region runs from base 1570 to 6462 and encodes 1630 amino acids. The record is from RefSeq and is a predicted model, not a curated record. Gene Ontology annotation, molecular function: chromatin binding; DNA binding. The transcript is spliced from 14 exons.
GACUCUUGAGAAUCCCUUGGACUGCAAGGAGAUCCAACCAGUCCAUCCUAAAGAAGAUCAGUCCUGGGUGUUCAUUGGAAGGACUGAUGUUGAGGCUGAAACUCCAGUACUUUGGCCACCUACUGUGAAGAACCAAAGUUCAAGCCUUUGUCUCCCUCACUGAACAGAUUCUUUACUGUCUGAGGCACCAGGGAAACCCAUACAUUACAGUAGAUAAACCGAAGAGAGAAGAGGUACUCCUUUAUAGGGACUCGUAAAGGCAUAGAGCAUCUAGAGAUUUACUGCCUCCAUUACGCUGCUGGGUCUCACAGCACAUGUUAUGUUUUUAUCAGUUUCUCUCCACAAGAGGUUGGAAACCCAAGUGCCUACAGAGGCCAGGCUGGUGGGAAUGAAGCAGGAAGCCACUGCAGUGAACUGGAGAGCCGAGUCCUGUCUGAAGGAGCAGCCGCUGAUCUGUUCCAGAUAAUUGUUGCAAAGCAGGAAUGCUGACCUAGUGUUACCACAUUGUCCAGUUUCCCAGGCUACCUUAUUGGAAUUUUGAAGACAUGAAAACAUCAGAUGAACCAACCUGCAACAUCUUGGAUUCAGAGUGGAAGAUGAAGAGAAACUUUAAAGAAUGUGGCCUAUAAAGGCGGGUAGUACCUGGAAAUAUUAACUGACUCACACUGUAAAAAUGAGACCAGUUUCUAAACAAUAGAGGUUCUUUUAGUCCACCAUGAAGGUUCAAGACAAAAUGUUGAACUAAAAACUUACACUCCUCCCCUCUCCCACUUCAGACAGGUACCAGCAUUACUGAAUAUGAUUUUCUUUAGUCAGAAGCACUUGUUUUUACCCAUGUAGACCAUCCUUAGGAAUUAAAUAUUGGUUAUUUAAUGUAGGUUAUAAUGGGAAACUGAUUUUUUCUACAGUGGCAGAUUUCAAGGACUUGGUUCCAAACUGAGCCGAAGCUUCCCAAUGCGUUUUGUACAGUCUGGGGAAAACUGUGCUGCGUUGGCCAUUUUUGAAGGCCACGAUGCCCUGUAAUACAAGGACAUCAUCUUAUUGCUGAUAUCUUUGGGGAGUCCUAAGCAGACACAGAAAAUGAAUGGAGGCAAGGAGUGUGACGGAGGGGACAAGGAUGGAGGUCUUCCAGCUAUACAAGUUCCUGUGGGUUGGCAGCGUCGUGUGGAUCAAAAUGGAGUGCUUUACGUCAGGAUAAAGAAAAAGAUGAAGAUUUCUAAAAGAAACCCAUGAGCGUCAUUACCACAUUCGCAGGAGAAUGUAAAAUACUGAAAAUAGACCAGAUGUCUCCUGACAAUAUUAUUGUCCUUCAUAGUGCUUCUGCUGGCUACUCUGAUUCCCAGUGGGUCUUUGUUAUCUUGCUUGGAGCAGGUUAAAACAUACCUGCUUACUGACGGAACAUGCAAGUGUGGCUUGGAAUGUCCUCUUAUUCUUCCCAAGGUGUUUAAUUUUGAUCCUGGAGCUGCUGUGAAACAAAGAACUGCAGAAGAUGUUAAAGCAGAUGAAGAUGUCACAAAGCUAUGCAUACAUAAAAGAAAAAUCAUUGCAGUGGCCACACUUCAUAAAAGCAUGGAAACCCCACACCCUUCUCUGGUGCUCACCAGUCCCGGAGGAGGAACAAAUGCAACUCCAGUAGUACCUUCACGGGCAGCAACUCCAAGAUCUAUAAGAAAUAAGUCGCAUGAAGGAAUUACAAAUUCUGUAAUGCCUGAAUGUAAGAAUCCUUUCAAGUUAAUGAUUGGAUCAUCAAACGCCAUGGGAAGGCUAUAUGUACAAGAACUGCCUGGAAGCCAGCAACAAGAACUCCACCCUGUCUACCCCCGGCAGAGAUUGGGCAGCAAUGAGCAUGGACAGAAGUCUCCAUUCCGUGGCAGCCAUGGAGGUCUGCCCAGCCCCGCAUCGUCAGGUUCCCAGAUAUAUGGAGACGGCUCGAUCUCGCCAAGGACUGACCCACUUGGAAGCCCUGAUGUCUUCACAAGAAAUAAUCCUGGUUUUCACGGAGCUCCCAAUUCUAGUCCUAUUCACCUGAAUAGGACUCCUCUUUCUCCACCUUCAGUAAUGCUACAUGGUUCUCCUGUACAGUCAUCCUGUGCAAUGGCUGGAAGGACUAAUAUACCUCUUUCCCCAACCUUGACUACAAAGAGUCCAGUAAUGAAAAAACCAAUGUGUAAUUUUUCAACUAAUAUGGAAAUACCACGAGCAAUGUUCCACCACAAACCACCCCAAGGCCCACCUCCCCCUCCUCCACCUUCUUGUGCUCUUCAGAAAAAGCCAUUAACAUCUGAGAAAGAUCCACUUGGCAUUCUUGACCCUAUUCCUAGUAAACCGGUGAAUCAGAACCCUGUUAUCAUUAAUCCAACUAGUUUCCAUUCAAAUGUCCACUCUCAGGUACCUGUGAUGAAUGUAAGCAUGCCUCCUGCUGUUGUUCCUUUGCCAAGUAAUCUCCCUUUGCCAACCGUAAAACCUGGUCAUAUGAAUCAUGGGAGUCAUGUACAAAGAGUUCAGCAUUCAGCUUCAACCUCCCUGUCCCCUUCUCCAGUGACAUCCCCAGUGCACAUGAUGGGGACUGGAAUUGGAAGGAUUGAGGCAUCGCCCCAAAGAUCACGCUCAUCUUCCACAUCAUCAGAACACGGAAAUUUCAUGAUGCCACCUCUAGGACCCCAGGCCAAUUGCAGUGGUAUUAAGGUUCCACCCAGGUCACCAAGGUCAACAAUAGGGUCCCCAAGGCCAUCAAUGCCAUCAAGCCCUUCUACCAAGUCCGAUGGACAUCAUCAGUUCAAGGAUAUCCCUAACCCAUUAAUUGCUGGAAUGAGUAAUGUACUAAAUCCCCCAAGCAGUGCAGCUUUUCCUACUGCAUCUGCCGGAAGUGGUUCUGUAAAGAGUCAGCCUGGUUUGCUGGGAAUGCCUUUAAAUCAGAUCUUGAACCAGCACAAUGCUGCCUCCUUUCCAGCAAGUAGUUUACUCUCAGCAGCAGCCAAAGCACAGCUAGCAAAUCAAAACAAACUUGCUGGUAACAACAGUAGCAGCAGUAGCAAUUCUGGAGCUGUUGCUGGCAGUGGCAACACUGAAGGACAUAGCACUUUAAACACCAUGUUCCCUCCUACUGCCAACAUGCUUCUCCCGUCAGGUGAAGGGCAAAGUGGUCGAGCAGCACUAAGAGAUAAGCUGAUGUCUCAGCAAAAAGACUCAUUGCGGAAAAGAAAACAGCCACCUACCACAGUGUUGAGUUUGCUCAGACAGUCUCAAAUGGAUAGUUCUGCAGUUCCUAAACCUGGACCCGACUUGCUAAGGAAGCAGGGUCAGGGGUCGUUUCCCAUCAGUUCAAUGUCUCAGUUACUACAGUCUAUGAGUUGUCAAAGCUCUCACUUGAGUAGCAAUAGUACUCCGGGUUGUGGGGGCUCAAAUACUGCUUUGCCUUGCUCUGCUAACCAGCUGCAUUUCACAGAUCCCAGUAUGAACUCCAGUGCUCUUCAGAAUUCACUGACGCAGAGCAUGCCUUUAAGAGGGGAAGCCGUGCACUGCCACAAUGCAAACACUAACUUUGUUCACAGUAACAGCCCAGUCCCAAACCACCACCUUACAGGCUUAAUCAAUCAGAUUCAGGCUAGCGGGAGCUGUGGGAUGCUCAGUCAGUCGGGCAUGGCUUUAGGAAACUCAUUACAUCCCAAUCCACCUCAGUCAAGAAUUGCAACGUCCUCCACUCCAGUGAUACCAAACAGCAUUGUUAGCAGCUAUAAUCAAACAAGUUCUGAAGCAGGCGGUUCAGGACCAUCCUCCUCCAUAGCCAUAGCUGGCAUCAACCACCCUGCCAUCACAAAGACAACAUCUGUUCUUCAAGACGGCGUCAUAGUCACCACCGCAGCUGGAAACCCACUGCAGAGUCAGCUGCCCAUUGGGAGUGAUUUUCCUUUUGUUGGCCAGGAGCACGCACUUCAUUUUCCAUCCAACAGCACUUCAAACAACCAUCUUCCACACCCCUUGAACCCCAGCCUCCUCAGUUCUCUACCUAUCUCUUUGCCAGUGAAUCAACAGCAUCUCCUAAACCAGAAUCUAUUAAAUAUCCUCCAGCCUUCAGCAGGAGAAGGCAAGUCUGAGAUCAACCUCCACCCUUUAGGUUUUCUCAACCCGAAUGUAAACGCUGCUUUAGCUUUUCUCUCCGGUGACAUGGAUGGGCAGGUAUUACAGCCUGUUCACUUUCAACUCUUAGCAGCCCUGCUUCAGAACCAAGCCCACGCAGCUGCCAUGCUUCCCCUGCCAUCUUUCAAUCUGGCCAUCUCAGAUCUUUUGCAACAGCAAAAUACCCCCUUACCCUCAUUAACACAGAUGACAGCCCCACCAGACCAUUUGCCAAGCAAUCAGUCAGAGAACAGCCGAGCUGAGACCCUUUUAACCAACCCCCUGGGGAACCCUUUACCAAGCUUUACAGGCAGUGACACUACUUUUAACCCCCUCUUCCUCCCAGCUGUCACUGGGGCCUCAGGAUUAAUGGCCUUGAAUCCCCAGCUGUUGGGAGGUGUCCUGAACUCGGCAUCGGCCAACACCGCUAAUCAUCCAGAGGUUUCCAUAGCAACUUCUUCCCAGGCAACCACUACCACAACCACUACAUCAUCAGCAGUGGCAGCACUGACUGUCUCAACACUUGGUGGGACAGCAGUGGUGUCAAUGGCAGAAACAUUGCUGAAUAUAUCUAAUAAUGCUGGGAAUACACCUGGUCCAGCUAAACUCAACAGUAACUCUGUGGUGCCACAGCUACUUAACCCUCUACUGGGGACAGGUCUGCUUGGUGACAUGUCCUCAAUAAACAGUACUUUGAAUAACCAUCAACUGACUCACCUACAGUCGCUGUUAAACAACAAUCAGAUGUUUCCUCCAAAUCAGCAGCAGCAGCAGCUUCUUCAGGGGUACCAGAAUCUCCAGGCAUUUCAAGGACAGUCCACAAUUCCUUGCCCAGCUAACAAUAACCCCAUGGCUUGUCUCUUUCAGAACUUCCAGGUGAGAAUGCAGGAAGAUGCAGCUCUCCUAAACAAAAGAAUAAGCACUCAGCCGGGCCUCACAGCACUUCCCGAAAAUCCAAACACUACACUUCCACCUUUCCAGGACACCUCUUGUGAGUUGCAAUCGCGGAUUGACCCAUCUCUAGGUCAGCAGGUGAAGGAUGGCCUCAUUGUGGGGGGCCAAGGCGAUGCUUCUGUAGAUGCUAUUUACAAAGCAGUCGUGGAUGCAGCCGGCAAAGGAAUGCAGGUUGUCAUCACGACUGCUGUCAACAGUACAACUCAGAUCAGCCCCAUUCCGGCUCUGAGUGCCAUGAGUGCCUUCACUGCUUCCAUUGGUGACCCAUUAAGUCUCCCCAGUGCGGUGAGUGCAGUCAUUCAUGGACGAAACAUGGGCAGUGUGGAUCAUGAUGGGCGGCUGAGGAGUGCAAGAGGGGCUCGGCUCCCCAGCAGUUUGGACCACGGGAAGAACUCCAGUGAAGGAGAUGGCUUUGAAUAUUUCAAGUCAGCAAGUUGCCACACAUCUAAAAAACAGUGGGAUGGGGAGCAAAGCCCUGGAGGGGAGCGAAACAGGUGGAAGUGUGAGGAAUUUUUAGAUCAUCCAGGCCACAUCCACAAUAGUCCUUGUCACGAAAGGCCCAACAAUGUCUCUACACUGCCAUUUCUGCCUGGGGAACAGCACCCGAUACUGUUACCACCAAGAAACUGUCAAGGGGAUAAAAUUUUGGAGGAGAAUUUCAGGUAUAAUAACUACAAAAGAACUAUGAUGAGUUUUAAGGAGAGACUAGAGAACACUGUGGAAAGAUGCGCACACAUUAACGGGAACAGAUCUCGGCAGAGUCGGGGCUUUGGAGAGCUGCUGAGCACCGCAAAGCAAGACCUUGUCCUAGAGGAGCAAUCUCCGAGCUCCUCCAAUAGUUUGGAGAGUUCUCUGGUCAAAGACUACAUCCAUUACAAUGGAGACUUUAAUGCCAAAAGCAUUAACGGGUGUGUACCUAGCCCUUCAGACGCUAAAAGCAUUAGUAGUGAAGAUGACCUAAGGAACCCAGACUCCCCCUCUUCAAAUGAAUUGAUCCCUUAUAGGCCAAGGACGUUCAACGUUGGCGACUUGGUCUGGGGCCAAAUCAAAGGACUGACUUCCUGGCCUGGAAAAUUAGUCAGAGAAGACGACGUUCACAGUUCUUGUCAACAAAGCCCCGAGGAAGGGAAGGUCUGGGUAAUGUGGUCUGGUCUUCAUGCCUUCACUCAGGUGGAGCCCGAGAAGUUGAAGACACUAACGGAAGGUUUAGAAGCCUACAGCCGAGCCCGGAAAAGGAACAGAAAAAGUGGAAAGCUAAAUAACCAUUUAGAAGCUGCUAUUCAUGAGGCCAUGAGUGAACUGGACAAAAUGUCUGGGACUGUUCACCAAAUCCCACAGGGAGACAGACAGAUGAGACCCCCCAAACCCAAGAGGAGGAAGAUCUCCAGAUAACAGGGACUACUCCACCAAUGCGCAGUGUUUAUUAAAGGAAUGUGCACAGAUAUGUCUGUAGAUAAGUAUUGAUAUAGCCACUGUUAUAUCAAUAUUUAUUCUAUGGCAGAUAGUUACCACCACCAUAGGGUGCUAAAAGAAACAGUGAUACAAUAUUUUUUGAUCAGGAAGGAUAAAGAAUGCUGGAAAACCAAUCAGAAUCCCCGAAUGAUGAGAGUGGUAAAUGGUCAAGAGAUUACUGAGAAACUCUUUUUCUAUAAUACUAAAAUUGUGAUUAUAAGAAAUAGUCCAAAUGUUUCUGAAGAAUUUUCAAUGUUGUAUAUAGAAAAUACAGAAUUUCAUGGUGACAUCAGAAAUGUAAAUAUUGUACAAUAUUGUCAUGUACAAGCGUACCUAAUGCACACUUUAUCUUUUAUUGUACAAAGAAAUAGUGUACAAAAUUCUUUGGUUUCUAUGGAGUACACCUACCAGAGACUACAAGUGUAAAGUGAUAAAUAAAAAUACAACCUAAAUGCUUUUCUAUGAUAAUGUAAAAGAUGCUGUUUUUGUAUUUAACAGCAGAGAAAAGGCAUGAUGAUGUAUUACCUGAAUUAUGACAUACACUGCACACCACCGAGUGUCCAUUUAUAUUGUCUGUUUGGAAUGAACCUUGCCUGGAAGCACUGGACUUGAUUUUGGGUGUCUAGGAAAUUGAAACCUUGCAGAUUUCUAAAGGGACGAGGGCUCACAGAUCUAAAUUAAGAAUUCAGAAACUGCAACCAUUUGUUGCAUAUUUUUUUUACCUAAGUUUUAAAGUAGAAUAGGUUUUAUAAAAAAAUCUUAGAUGGGAUAUUUUACUCAGUCAUUUCUGUAGUUAACAUUUGAUAGCCACCUGUUGAACUAGAAAACUUACGCUGCACCACCAUUGAUGCUCAGAGUUGAGGUUUUUUUGCAAACAGUACCUGACAAGAUAACACUUUCUGUUUCCAUACCUGGAGGCAAACCCCCAUUUUGAAACAUUUAUCAGAGGUAAGGUUGAUUAUAAUUCAGUUUUUCUGUAGUAGCAAAAAUAAAUGCAAAUAAUCAAACCAAGUUUCAUAUCCAUUCAUCAGUAUUACUUAUACCAGAAGUUAAGGUGGCUUACAAAAUUAUUAGCAAUGGUAAUUUUUUAUCAGUAUUAUGUAACAUAUCAGAUUUAUUUUAUUUAAAGAAUUAUUUAUACCAUUAACAGAUUCUUAUAUAUAUUAAUGUGGCUGAAAUGUGCAGGUUGAAUCUAUUAACCAAAUUAUUUAUAUUAUAUUAAGUAAGUAAAAAAAUGUGAAACAAAUGUAGAGAGAAAAUACUACAUUGCAAGUAUACAAAACCUAAAACUGUGAGCCAUUGUAAAGUACAAGGUUAUUAAUAAGAAAUGUAGCACAACAUAAUUUUCCGUCUUUUUUUCACAUUUUCUUCUUCUUCUUCUUCUUUUUUUUUUUUUUUUGUGGUGGCGGUGUAACCCUAUCUCCCAGGCGAUGGAGCCAAGUUUCAGGACUGCCCCCCGCCCCCGCCUGAAAUUGAUUGGGUUGGAUUCUAUUGACGGAUUGUCAAAGGAAGUGAUUCCUUAUCCUUUUGCUCUGGUGUAGAACCACCAGCCCCAACUCCAAACCCUUAACCCCCUGGAGAGGACUGCCUCUUCCCCAAGCUUGGGGCUCCAGCCACUGGGAGGCCCUCCAGUGGCAGACUCUGAACCCCUGAUGUCCACCACCUCCCUCUCCUCUUCUCUCGUCCACCCCUGCAGCUCCUCCAUCCCAUGAUGUAGCAGAGUUCCAGUCACUCAGGAAAAAGGAGACCAAGGUCAUUCCUCCAUUUGAUUUCUCGGGGCCACAGCACAGAGCACUCCACAGGGCUCACUUUUGGUAUCAGUAGCUCUUAGUUCUUCCCCAGGUCUCCUGUGUCUCUCUGUCCUUUCCAUUUCCACCCUCACUCCUACCUCCCAAGCCUGACAGAAUGCAACUGGCUACACUGGGCUUCAUGGCCCGGAGGCAGGAACCCUUCCUUCUAGGGGUAGGUUGAGUUGUCUUUGAUGUAAUAGUGGGAUUGCCUGCCUGGUCUUUCCCACAGUCCCCUGAAGUCAUCUUCUGUGUAUUUUAGUUGACAUAUUUUUGUUAUAAGUUGAUGUGUUUGGUAUGUUUAAACCAUUAAUGUCUCCUUUUUUUUUUGCACCAACCUGCUUUUUUCUUGGUUUGUCUACAGAGGUGUUUUUAUUUACAGAUUCACAGCAUAUGUGUGUGUGUGUUGGGUAUGUCUAUGUAUAUGUGGAUGUUCGUGUGUGUUGACAUGUGGAAGUUUUUUCUCUUCAGACUAAGUUUGUGUCUACCAAGCCUUCUUUUGGGUAUUUUUGAGCUAAUUAGGUUUGUGCUUUCCCCCACCCAUGUAUACUUUACAUCAGUAGACCAUGUAAAGUAUGUCUGUGCCCAUGAUUUCACUGGUUGCUUACUGCUGGUUGUGAGUUCUAGGUAUUGUUUCAGUCCACAUGUUUUUUUUUUUUAUUUUCUCUCUCUCUCUUCAAUAGUUCUGUGGUUUCAUGUAAGCAGUUAAUGUAAAUAUUGUUAGCAUUACAAGUCAUGCAGUGCUGUAACAUUUCUUCUUAAAUGUUGCACCUACUUUACAAUUAAAAAAUUGGUCACUCAUACUUGAA